Tribolium castaneum (red flour beetle) is the source of this 1939-nucleotide messenger RNA. Its product is annotated as peroxidase. Gene Ontology annotation, biological process: response to oxidative stress. Gene Ontology annotation, molecular function: heme binding; peroxidase activity. NCBI's taxonomy places the organism in Eukaryota, Metazoa, Arthropoda, Insecta, Coleoptera, Tenebrionidae. The record is from RefSeq and is a predicted model, not a curated record. The coding region runs from base 88 to 1899 and encodes 603 amino acids. The transcript has 8 exons.
ACUAAUGCAAAAUCAAGCGCAAAAAUAAAGAUAAGAUACAUCUUCAAAGUAUAAAAGGGGUCAACCCACUUUGCUACAAAUCGCACGAUGAAGUUCACCAUCUCGUGCAUUUUUCUGUGUGUUUGCGCCCAAACUCUUGCAUUUGAAGCCCCAAUCCACCCUUUGUACACCGUCGAUGCGACCAAAACCUUCGGUGACUCAAGCGAAUACGACACUUGCGAUUUAACCCCUCCGGAGUGUGACCCCCAGUAUAAAUACCGCUCUUUCGACGGCUCAUGCAAUAAUCUGAAACACCCGGUAUGGGGAAUGGUGAAAUCAGCUUUUGCCCGUGUUUUUCCCCCGCGAUAUAGUGACGGGAAGGAGUUACCUCCUGUUGCAAGUGACGGAGGAGAGUUGCCUAACGCUAGACAUAUCGUCACUUCUGUUUUUGACGACAAGGACGUGCCGGACACAGUGUCGCUAAUUGUAGCCCAAUGGGCACAAUUCAUUGCCCAUGACUUUGCCGUCGGAGUCCCCAAAACCGGAGUUGAUGAUUGUUGCGCGUCGGAUGAUCCUCUCGUUUGCUUAUCUAUUCCGAUACCUGAAGACGACGCUUUCUACUCGCAAUAUAACAAAACUUGUUUAAGUAUGACACGGACUCAGACGACUUUGACGGGGGAUUGCGACCCCCAAGGGCCGAAACAACAAAUUAAUGGAGUUAGUCAUGGGCUUGAUGGUUCCCAAAUUUAUGGUUCCGACCCCGAAACUGCCUCCUCUUUGCGGGAACAUAAAGGUGGUCGGAUGUUGGUACGACAAAAAGCCGAUGGUCGCUGUUUUUUACCAUCCAAAGGGUCGUGCUAUAAUUCGGAUGUUUGCUAUGUUGCAGGAGAGUCUCGUGUCAAUCAAAACACUCAAUUGACAAUCAUGCAUACUAUGCUGGUGAGGGAACAUAACAGAAUUGCUGAUAUUUUGGCCAGUCUUCACCCGGAAUGGGAUGAUGAAACUGUCUAUCAGGAAACUCGAAGCAUUGUCGUAGCUGAAUACCUCCACAUCACCUAUAACCACUUCCUGCCGAAUAUAUUAAAUGAGAAUUUCAUGAUUAGAAACGAACUCAGGUCGAGAAAUCAAGGAUAUCACAAAUAUGACGAAGAAAUUCCCAAUAUUGUUCUCAUAAGUUUCAGUAAUCCCGCCUUUAGGAUUUUCCAUUCCGGUCUACAGGGAGUUAUAGGUCUGUACAACUACCAUUUGGACCCAACCUCGCACAUUAAUCUAACGGAUUACAUGAACUCGCCCGGAAUUUUGGAAGAAGAGAACCACUUCGACGAAUUAAUCUUGGGCGUAAUCACCCAACCCAUGCAAACGAUUGACACCUUCUACACGUCCCAAAUCGACGGCAAGUUGUUCCAUUUCGGCAAACCGUACGGUGCUGACUUGAACGCUCUGGACAUCCAGAGAGCAAGAGACCAUGCAGUCCCCGGUUACCCUACCGUUCUGUACGGCUGUAGGGGAAUCGAAGUGAGGGAUUUUGACGACUUGGCCGCAAUUUGGCCCGAGAAGCACAUCAAAACCGUGCGAAAUAUCUACAAGUCGGUCGACGACAUCGAUCUGUUCGUUGGCGUUAACUUUGAGAAUAAGCCAGAAGGGCACAGAAUGAGCCCGGUCUUGGAGUGUCUGAUCGGGGAACAGUUCUACAGGUGGAAGAACGGUGACAGGUUUUGGUACGAGGUUGAAAACCAACCCCAUUCCUUCACUCCAGCACAACUUGAUGAAAUAAGACAGGCGACGCUGUCGCGCCUCGUUUGCGACACCAGUGACUAUAUCGUGAACAUAACAGUAAAUGCGUGGAAGCCACCGGGGGACAAUAACCCGAUUGUUCCAUGCGAAAACGUCCCGUCGAUUGAUCUCUCAAAAUGGCUUUAAUGUAUUACACAAUUCCAAAAAUAAACAAUACUAAGGAAAA